Coniosporium apollinis CBS 100218 is the source of this 8631-nucleotide messenger RNA. RefSeq lists its product as uncharacterized. The transcript is spliced from 4 exons. Lineage: Eukaryota; Fungi; Ascomycota; Dothideomycetes. The coding region runs from base 1 to 8631 and encodes 2876 amino acids. The record is from RefSeq and is a predicted model, not a curated record.
AUGGCACUGCCAAGUCUAUCCUUUAUUGCAGGUGUCGCGGUCCUGCUUUACCUGUCGACCUUCGUUAUCUUCGCCCUCUUUCGUAUCAUUACCGGCAUUUCCAUUCAGAGGAUUGGCUGGUCGGGCUUGCGCCGUAUACAUUUCUCACCUACAGAAGGAUUGAGGGUUGAUAUCCGUGGAUUGGGUUUUACUCUCCAUCGACCUACCUUUGCUCAGCCCACAUGGAUAAGCAUCGAGUUGACACAAUUGGAGCUCUCGGUGGACUUGAAACUACUGGGCGGAAAAAACGAACAAAACUCUGGUGCGGACUCAGAGACUCCUUCACCGAACGGAAAGCCAUCUCAUGGAGCUGUCAAGCGCAAGCUUCAGAGAAGUCGGACGUGGGAGCGGUUGACACUGGCGAAGGAGAAGAUAAAAAGGCUCCACCGCAAGAUCAACUGGGUUCGCGUGGCGGACUUGGUGGUAAAGAACUUAUCAAUCAACAUAAUCGAUGUAGGCACAAUCCAGGUCGCCAGCUUGUCCGUCGCUGUGGACGUCCGGCGCAAGACAGUGGAUAGAACUCGGCUGUUUCUGCACCGCAAGGCUUCGUCAAAGGACCAACGCCCUGCGGAAUGGAUUUUCACGGCCCGAAGCAUACUAUUCAUCCCAGAAGGCAAAGACUCUACCGAGAUCUUGGAUCAUUGCACCCUCAACGUACAUGGUUUGCUCUACAAGGAUCUUGAGGGUCUCAGAGACGCCUCUAUCGCACUGAAACUUGGCCGACUAAGUGUCCCGUACGAUGACUUGGAAACAAGCUUACGCCGGAUCAAGAACUGCAGGAGAGCCUACAGUAAAGCAGACGUUGAGAAAGGCGACAUUGAAAUCUCCUUAGCGGAUGUCAUGGAGGAGCUGGAUAGGCCUGGUAGCCGAGAGGAGAGCAUCAUACAGACCGUUUCCGACUCGAAAGAGUUCUUAAGCUCCAUACUGAGAGGUAUACAAGAAAUUCAAUUUGCGGUGGGCUUCUUUGGGCUGUCGAAGCGCGUUCGCCUCGCACAACCUUCGGUCAAUCCAAUAUAUCUGAAUGUGUCUAUGAAAGAAGUCGGCCUCGAUCUCCUACGCCUUGAUCCAAAAAGCCCGGCCCAUUUGAUGUACUUCUCGCCCACCGAUGUAGCACACCAAGCACUGAUCGCAGCGAUCUCCGUGUCUGUGGGCAUCAACGAUGGGGAAGACCGCCCAGAGAGACUGCUCUACGUACCCAUGGCAACAACGACGGUCAAAACCACUCUACCGUCCAAGACCAUCCAGCUUGAAGAAGACAAGAGCUCCGCAGAGCGGAACACAAACAUGCUCUUCGCGAAUCUCGUCGUCACCUCCCCUUCGUUGGAUCUCGACCCCAAACACUUACCUAUGCUUCUCGCUCUUCUGCAGAGUCGACAGAGUAACGAGGCUCGGAUGGACGCUCCGCACACAAGGCGUCACAUCAUGUCACGACUGUUACCGAAAGCAAGCAUCAAAACGACAAUCCAUGAGCCUGUGAUCAGAGUAGCUCUUCCGCCGAUGGAAAGCGACAAGAUCGGGACCGGUGAAUUUGAUCUUCUGAUAUCCGCCACGUCCUCUAUCUCAUUCGAUACUGAGUCGUCCCAUUCGGCAGACGGCGAGCUUCAUUACGCCGUUGCCUCGAACUUGCGGAUCUCGUCUCAUCAGUUUUACUACCAGACUGCCUCUGGUAAUAAGUCCAACCUCCUUGCCAUGGACAGUCUCGAGUUCAAGAUCCAGCUUAGCGCAUCUCCAGAAGUGAUGGUGUUUGCAACUGCAAACUUCCAGACCCUCUCUGUAUACAUGAUACGUCCUGAGAUAAGCGAAGGCGUGCGCCAAAUCUUCGUUGAACUUAACAGCGAGCAUCCGACGGUGAAAAGUAAGGCUGUGGAGCACCAGCGGCCAAAGUUCCUCCGGCAGCUUCCUCAAUGGCUGGUGCACGUUCAAUUCCAGGGCUCAGACUUCAACUUCGAAGUGGCAAGUGUAGAUGCUGAGGUUUCCAAGCAUCCACGUGGCGCCGCGUUGCAUGUGGAGAGCUGGACUGCACAAUACAAAGCUCACAAGAGCGAUGAGACACGAACACGCCCGGUGCGGCGCCGAGCCAUGAGUCAGUCGAUCAGUCGCAACGAAGCAUUUAUAAGACCUGUCUCGCCUUCUCCAUCUCGAAAGCCGCAAGCCGAUGCAACCGAUGGCAGGCGCUUAGCAAUUCACGUCUCGGGCUUAGAGGGGUUCGUUAUUGAGUCAGCUGACGCGCUUGAGCCAGAACCAUUUCUUUCUCUCCCUAAAUUCGAAGUGGCCUUCACUACGUCCACCGAUCAGUAUGGUCCCAUCUUCCACAUCAACUCCUAUGCGAAAAGCCUAUACAUGCAAUAUUCGCUCUACAGACACUUUGCCAUUGGUGUGGCGAUAACCGUGUUGCGCAAGACGUUCCUCCCACAGAGGAAGCCGCGUGCUCCGCACUACAAAGUUGGCAUGAAUCAGAACCAGCUUCCCGUGGACGGGCCGAAAAAGCCAGUCAGACCCGGUGCUCUGCCUGAGCACCCUGAGAUAAGUACCUUCGACUUCAAGGCUGGGUUUAUCCAGGUCAAGGCUUCCAUGCCGUCCAAUCCUCAACUCAUGGUUCAAGCGCACGGUCUAGAAGCUGGCUCUCACCGUUGGGCAACUCCGUUCGCGAGGCUGCACCAAGCCAGGUUGUACGCAGAGCAUCCAAUGGUCAAACAAGCAUGGAGUCGAAUUGUCAGUGUCAAAGCUUUGCGCUUAGAUAUGCGACGGUCACGUCGGAGAUAUGGUACGAGUUUCAAUGAGGAAGAGUCCAUCGAUGUCGUCGCUGAUGCCAUCCGUAUCGCGGUGCCUCAUCAACUCGUUGUGCACAAAAUCUUCGACAACAUCACAAACACCGUGAAGACUGUUCAACAACUUCAUCAUCGAUUCCGUACGGAUUCAGAUGAAUACAUCCUUCAGAAGAGGCCAGUGGGUCCAAAGCGCGUGCCGAGGAUAUCGUUCCGCACUCAUGCAGUUCUCUUCGAGAUUGAGGAUGGCUCGUUUGAAUGGAAGCUUGGCGUCAUCUACAGAGUAGGUUUACUGGAACAGAAGCAAAGGCUGGCGCGAGAGGAAGCGUUUCGCUUAAAAGUGAAGAAGCUCCAAGAGUUAGACAACCGCCAGGAAGGCUCGUCGUUCAGGUCAAAAUCGGCACGUCUAGGACGAGAGCGACAUGGAUCUCGAAAAUCCGAUGCCAAUGAGAGGCGCAGUUACAGCGUCGAUCGGCUACGCGGCAGAUCAUCUCGUUCACGCAACCGCAGAGCAAGUGUCAAGAUGCGGUACGACAUCGACGGCACGUGCGAUAUCAGCGACAAUGCGAAGACUACAACCGAGCAAGCUUGGAAGAAACUGCAGUCACUCAACGCGCAGAGCUGGAAGAAGCGCAUUGAUCACGGGCUCAGCUUCCAGAGUCGCGCAAUGCACGAUAUCCGCUCCAUAUUUUGGGGAGUCGACGAGUUGCCCGACGACUAUGAACAGUCUGAGACAAUCCUUACCACGCCGAGACGGCCAGCGCUUAUGGCCGUGCUGAUCAGUGAUUUCAACCUUUUGAUUGACAAGCCUUCGUUUGCUCUCCACGACUAUCCGUUGUUCCUGGAAAGUGUCGGCAAAGGGAUGCCCGUUGACAUGCAGUACUCGCUGUUGAUUCCGAUGCACGUGCAGGUCAAUAUUGGAGAAGCUCGUAUAACCCUUCGAGACUACCCACUUCCAUUCCUCCAUGUUCCGUCCGUACGGCCAGGGCAGUCACCACGCCUCUCGGGGCUUUCAAUGCGGACCGACUUCGUCAUCGCAGAAGAAUACCGAGAUGACGAAUCAGCCAGAUUCGUCAGAGUAGACGUAGUCCCGCCCGAGAAACUCGACUCCGGAGAGAUAUUUGGAGGCUUCAGCGUGAAUGUCCGCCGCACGGUUUCACCAGUGAAGACGUACUCAAACAUGACUAUUGAUAUUAAUACAGCUUCUGCGACACAGAUCACCUGGGGGACUUCCUACCAACCAGCUAUUCAGGAAGCGAUGCAGGUUAUUGAGGGUUUUACGAAACCUGCCGUGGAUCCGUCUGAGCGUGUUGGGUUCUGGGACAAGAUUCGACUUAAUUUUCACUCACGGAUUAAGGUGGACUGGACAGGUGACGGAGAUGUCCACCUAAUACUAAAAGGUUGUUCGAGAGAUCCAUACAAGGUGACCGGCAACGGAGCUGGAUUCGUGAUGGUUUGGCGCAACAACGUUCAAUGGCAGAUUGCUCAAGACCCCAGCCCUCGAAAGUUCAUGACCGUAAAUAGCGGCACCUACGUGCUUGCAGUACCAGACCUCAGUCAUUAUGCCCGGCAGCCAAGAGUUGCCGACAUGUCAGACAGCGAGACCGCUUCUACCGCAUCGAGUUAUCAACAGACCGCAAUGUUCAAGAAGACUAUCAUGAAGCUCUCAGGCGACGUCCAAUGGCUAGUAGGCCUGGUUUUCGAGCGCAACGUUGACAAGACCACCCGCUCGUUCGACUUUGUGCCUCACUAUGAGGUGGUCUUCCGCAGGCCAGGGAGUGCAACAGAUUACGAUGCUUUUAGAGGUUUCCGCAGCCACCACAUACACUUGUCGCUUGCAAUUGCCGCUCCGGUUGGCAGGGACUGGUCUGCCUCAAACCUGCAAUCGGCUGCAAACUACAACAGCAUCCAUCUGACGCCCCGGUUCUUCAGUCACUUCUACAGCUGGUGGUCUCAAUUCUCAGGCGUCAUGUCUUUGCCCAUUCGCCAAGGAAAGUUAUGGCCGGGGAUAGAGAAGUCCAGCAAAAAGUUUGGCCGACAUCUAGCUACGAUUGAAUACAGCUUGCUCCUAUCACCACUGUAUAUGAGCCAUGUGUACAAGCACAAAGACGUUGAGGAGUAUGGCAAAGGUGUUGUAUCCGCGACUGGUCUCAAGCUCCGCUUGGAUAGCUUCAUGCUGGACCUGCAUCAACGGCGAGAGGAAUUCAGGACCCCAGUCAAAGGUAGCACCAGGCAAACUAAGACGAGUGGUAUGCGAAUCAACGAGGCUCAGCUCGACUUCAUAUCUGCGGAUAUACGAGCAGUCUCUGCUACGAUUGCAGGCACAGAGAUGUCGGAUAUAGAUGCCGCAACCGAUGACACCUUCGCAGCCUAUCAACAGGGCCUGCCAGCUGCAGACCUGUCCCGCUUCAGCAUCCCAGACAAUGACCUCUCCUGGGUUGAUAUGGACGAUUUCGUGGAGCUUGACUGGAUGUUACCUGCCGAAUCCAAUCCAGAAACAAGGAUCCUACCCUUGGCUUUCGCUCCUCGGUUUACAUACUUCCGCCAGACAGACCAUGAGGAUACAAUCUCAGGAGACCCCAGGAGGUCCAGUGCCUUCGGCAAGGAGCCUUCACACGACUGCAAGAUGUCUGCAAAUAACGACCCCCGGCGGGUUCAGCGUGAUCUUAUCGAGCAGAGACUCCGGCAAUUAGCGGAGCAGCUUGAGCACAAUCAGCGGAGCAUUGGCGAACAGGAACUCAAGGUAGUACGUGAUGCCGACGGGGAUGCACGUCUUCGUGAAGAGCUCGACGCCCUUCGGAAACAGAUGGAAACUUUGCAAAGAACACAAAGCUUUUUGCAAUCAAUGUUCAAGACUUUGACCAAAAAGCUGGAGACUGGCGACCGAGGUCCUGUGCCCGACCGUGAACUUGACAACGACUUUUACGCGGCUCGGAGAGAGAAUCGCCCAACUGACACUGGAGUGGAAGGCAUGGAUUCUUCACCCCUGGAAGACUACAUCAGCGAUUUCAACAACCGUUUUAUCGUGCACAAUGCGCAACUGAAAUGGAGUAACUCGCUUCGUAACAUUAUACUCCGAUACAUCCAUCAGGUCAGCCAAAGGCGCGGGUUUGUAUAUUACAUGUCUCGAAGAGCCGUCAAGUUCAUCUUGGACAUUGUGGAAGAACAGAGAAAAUCAAGGGUGGGCGUCAGGCCAGAGGACGAAGAGAUCGGCGCUAAGCCCGUACACACAGACUCUAUGGAGCGGGACGAUGAGCCGAGCGUCCAAGACCGGGUACAGCAGUUACUCGAUGACGGAAAGAAGUUCGUAACAGCUGAUGAUCCAGUGCGGAGAGAAUCUGAAAUGCAGUCCGCCGACAAGGCUGGAGAAGAUGUUUCGAAGGAGUUCACCCCACAGAAUACCUACUAUGUGCGUCUAGUAGCUCCACAGAUACAGCUUCAGAGUGAGAAGAACACCAAAGCGGUUGUGCUCGUCACCGCGAGGGGCAUACAGCUCAAAGUCAUACAAAUUAUGGAUAAAGACAGAGUCACAGACGAAGUCUCUGGGCUUGUACAGCGGCGUUUCUCUGCAGCCAUGGAGAGCUUGCAGAUGUAUGUUGCGAGCCAAACUACGUUCUCGAGCGCGUACCGCAACCUGCACCCGGGCAACCACUACGGGACACCAGCCGGAUCUGUGUGGCCACCUUGGGUUCCCUUCGAGGUGAUGUUCGACUUUGACCUCAAUCCCUAUGGCUUUCAGAUGGUCGUUGAGCGGACCUCUGCGACAUUGCGGUACGACAAAUACAACACACUUCGAUUGAAGUACAAUGACGAUGUGACUGGAGAUUCUGGUCAUAGACACAGCCCUGACAGCGUAGAAAGCCGGUUAGACCAUCUGUGGAUCAAUUUCCCGCAAGUCCGAGCCAUCUGCGAUUCUUCUCAGUACUACGCCAUGUAUAUCAUCGUGCUCGAUCUCUUGCUGUACAGCGAGCCAUUAGAGAAAACGCGGACUGAACGGCUCGAAAAGAUCAUGUUGGCCUCCGAUUUUAGCGAUCUCACUGGUGCGCCCGAGAUGGUCGUCAUGCUCCAAGAGAGGAUUCGACAGCUGGAAGAGAUCAAGGGGCACUUCCAAAUCAACGAACAGUACCUUGAUCGUCAAGGCUGGAAGGACCGAAUCAGCAUAGAGCAAGACUUGGCUCAUUGCGAGGAUGAACUCUUCUUCAUGAUGAAAGCAAUUACUACUUCGCAGCGCAAGAGCGACGACCGGACCCAGACAACGCAGUCAACGGGGUUGCUCCGCUGGUACAUCGCAGCAUCGGAGAUCGUCUGGCACUUGGUACGAGAGGGCAAUCAAUCCCUUGCGGAGUUCCAGCUUGUGAACGCCUUGUACGACCGGACUGACAACAAUGAUGGCUCGAAUUGGAAUUGCAUGGAGGUGGAACAUUUCAGAGGCUUUAACCUGUUGCCAAGCGCCCAGUAUCCCGAGAUGAUUGCGGCAUACUAUGCCAGCGAUCGGUCCUUCACCGAUGGGAAAGUCCUAACCAUGCUGAGGAUCCAAUGGUACAUGCUGGAAGCCAUUGCCGGUAUCCCCGUUAUGGAUCACUUCGAAGUCAACCUGUUCCCGCUGAAAGUACAGCUGGAGCGCGAGAUUGGCAAGCGCCUCUUUGAGUACAUUUUCCCAGGCAUGGGCUCGAAUUCUGGGGAGAAUGGUGGGUUUUCGCCUCUCAUGGUCAAGCACAUGUUGCCCUCACAUGAAGAAGAGCACGACUCGGACAUGGAUGAAAGCACAGAUGGUCGACCAACUCUGCGCACUCGCAACUUGGUGCACGAACCGACUCAGGGAAAGAAUUUGACCGUACCUAAUGACCUAGCUCAGAGGCUCAAGCCGACGUUGACCUUGCCCGACAAACGACGGCCUAAGCGUACGAGGUUGGAAGGCCGUGCAGAUUCCUCGCAUCACCUAAGACCCUGGAAAGACUACCACCGCAACAAAUCCAGUACCGACGUUGUUGGACCACUGCGUUCAGCGAGGAAGGACGCGUCGACCGAUAUCUUAAUAUCCAGCUCUAAAAUGCCAAAAAGCCGCUCUGCGACUAAUCUCUCCGCCAUGAACGGUAGCGAGACUGACAAGUCGAAGCGCUUUGCGCUCCAUCGGAACAAUAGCAACAGCGUAAUGAGCGGAGGUAAGGACACAGGAUCGGACGACCUCACUCAGAUGAUGAACCGUGCCUCGAACUACAUGACGCUAGCCUACGUCAAGAUCCCCAGCGUGGUCCUGUGCCUCAGCUACAAGGGGAAGGGCCAACGCAAUUUCGAAGACGUCCACGACUUGGUGUUCCGCAUGCCGACGCUCGAGUACCGCAACAAAACAUGGUCAAAUCUAGACCUGGCGCUGCAGCUCAAGAAGGACAUUAUCCGAGCCCUGAUCUCCCACGUCGGGGCUAUUGUGGGUAACAAGUUCUCCCACCACCGGCCGAGCAAGCAACAACAGAGUCGGCUGAGGCAGCUCGCCAGCUCAGCGGUUGUGCUGAAGGCAAGCCGCGACCCUUCCACCGCCGCAAGCGAGGCAAGCAGCAUUAUGGACCGCAGCCCGGGUGAGAACAGCUCGGAUUCCGAAGCGAGACCGUCAUUCGCUUCCGAACGAGAUAGCAUACUGAGUAGGACCAACUCCUUCUCCUCUAGUACGCAUUCUGGUGCUGGUACGCCUUUGAUGACUGGGACGGCCUCAACUGCGAGUCGGGGCGGUUAUGCAGCUUCCGAGGGCACCUCAUCUGCCGCGAACUCCUCGCCGCGGGCUGAAGGCGAGGUGGGUGUCCCUAAGUUUCUUGUUCGACAUGACGCAUACUAA